Molecule: messenger RNA, 1826 nt
Organism: Numida meleagris (helmeted guineafowl)
Lineage: Eukaryota; Metazoa; Chordata; Aves; Galliformes; Numididae
Product: vegetative cell wall protein gp1-like
Exons: 1
Coding region: 437-1444 (335 amino acids)
Source: RefSeq, a predicted model, not a curated record
UGGGCAUGGGGAGCGCUCCCCCCGGGACGUGCGGGAGCUCCGCGGUCCCACGGCGCUUUGUGUCCCCCCUCGCGCGCUGCGCGCUCUGUGCGGUUCCGUCGCGUUUCUGGGCCCCGUUGCGUCGCUUCGCGCUCCCCCUCCCCCCCCCGCCCCGGGGCUGUGGGCCCACGUUGGGUUCCGGGGGUCGUCGUGCCCCUGUUUGGGGUCUUGGAGGGCUCUGCAGAUCGGAGCGUGGGCCUCCGUGACGCUGUGCCCCCCCCCCCCUCCAGGCGCUGUGGAGGCCGCGGCGUGACCCCCAAGUGGCACCAGAGCCCCCCAAGUGGGACAGCACCGCAGUGUGGGGCCUCAAAGCGCCAAAGGGGGGGACCCCAAGGCCUCCAACCGGGACCCCGAAGUGAGGAAGGAAGACCCCGGAGCGGUGGUGGAGCUCAGCCCCAUGGCUUCGGGACAGGGCCCCGCCGUGCCCAGAUGGAUCCCCAUCUCCUCAAACCCCACGGCGGCAGAGGAGCCCCCCCCCUCCUCAAUUCGAGCCCCCGUGGCGGAGCGGGACCCCAAAGCGUCCCCCGAGGAGCGCCCCAUGGAAGAACGGGACCACACAGCGUCUCCCGCUGAGGAGCCCACGGUGGAACCCCCCCCCGGAGCGCCCAGGUGGAUCCCUGUGUCCUCCAAUGGGGACCCCGAAAUGAAGAGGGACCCGACGUCCUCCAGCGGAGACCCCACGCCGGCCCCUGACCCCAAGCCGACCCCCGUGGCUUCAAAUCGGGGCCCCCGAGCGGCGGCGUGGGACCCGGUGCCCACAAACAAAGCCCCCGCAGUGGAACCAGACCCCGAGCAGCUCCGCUCUGCAGAGUGGGACCCCACACCCCCCAUGGAAGAAGACCGGGACCCCGCCACCCACGGCGAGCUCCCCGUGCCGGUACCCAACCCCGCGCCCCACGGGGAGCGCCCCGAAGCCGAGGACACCCCCCUGUCCCCCGCGGUGGAAGCCAUGCUGGCCGCCGUGGCCGCCAGCCCCGUCCGCGUCCGCAGCCAACAACAGGGGGACCCCGAGCUGACGGCGGCCGAGCGGCAUCGCGAGCUGCGGGCCCUCUUCCUCCGCAAACCCCUCGUCUUCCUCGAGCGCUUCCACGGGGCCCUGGGGGCCGAGCACCUGCCCUGCUUCGUCCACCUCCCCCCCCGCUACGAGGUCGCUUUCUACUGCCGCCAGGUGCGGGGUCGGAGGCAACAGAACCCCGAAAACGGGGCGACCCGAUGGCCCCGACGGCCCGGAGCCCGAACCCGACUGAGGAACCGACGCUACGCGGCGCUGCGGCAGCUCAUUGCAGGUGUGGGGCGAGAGGGGGGCCCAAGGGGGGGGAAUCUAUGGGAUCCUGAAGGUCCUUGUAGGGUUCUUGAGGGCCUUGUGGGGUCGCUGAGCUCCUUACGGGGUCUUGAAGGUUCUUGAGGGGCCUGUGAGACCCCUAUGGGGUCUGUGGGGUCUUUAUGGGAUCCCUGGGGGGUCUUUAUGGGAUCCCUGGGGGGUCUUUAUGGGAUCCCUGUGGGUCUUUAUGGGAUCCCUGUGGGGUCCUUGUGGUCCUUAUGGGGCCUUGGAGCUCUCUAUGGGGUCCUGGAGGUGCUGGGAUUCCCCCCCGUGGUCACUCUGUAGCCCAGGGGGGGGAAUCUAUGGGAUCCUGAAGGUCCUUGUAGGGUUCUUGAGGGCUUUGCGGGGCCUUGUGGGGUCGCUGAGCUCCUUAUGGAGUCUUGAAGGUUCUUGAGGGGCCUGUGAGACCCCUAUGGGGUCUGUGGGGUCUUUAUGGGAUCCCUGGGGGGUCUUUAUGGGAUCCCUG